AUGUCCAACAAGGCCGUCAACAGAAAAAGAGCUCUAUUGAUCGGUAGUCCAUUGGAACUUUCUGCUGUCGACAACGACUUGGACUCCAUACAGAGUGUACUUGAGUUGCAUCGAUUCAGCACAACGAGGUGCUGCCGAGAAGGGGAGAACAAGUACGCCGCUACUCGAGAAGGGAUCUUUGAUGCCAUUGAUGCUUUCACCAAAGACACCCAAAAAGAUGAUUCAGUGGUUCUGUAUUACAGUGGCCAUGGGAAUAUCGCUGAGCGAGCCCAUGAUCUCCAACACCAAGGCAACGCGACCACCUUGGAUCGUUGGCGUCUCCAGUUCAUCGUACCACUAGACUUCAUGGAUAAUGUGAACGGCAACCGCUUCAAGGGAAUCACCGAUUUUGAACUAUCCAACAAGCUUGUGACAUUGUCACAGAAGACUAGCAAUAUCACCCUCAUCCUCGACUGUUGUCAUUCCACUCGUAUGGCUAGAGCUGGCGCUGCUGUCAAGUCGCUAAACCUUGACGAUUACCCGUGGAUCGCAGCGCAUGUUCGCGACACCAUCGAUUCUGGGCACUUUUCCGAACCACUAUGGUCCUUGGGUAACCCGUCAGUGGUAAGAAUUGCUGCUGCUGAAGCAACGGAACCUGCCUGGGAGGACUACAUCCAAAGCACUCCUCAAGAUCAAAAGAAGCGCAAGUCUGUUCUAACUGAAGCACUCGUCGAAGCUUUGCAGCAUGUGGCAUCGACAAAUAUACGUAUGUCAUGGGACCGAGUCAUGCUUCGAGUAAGAGACCGAGUCCUAGCUACUAUGCCACAUCAACAUCCCAGUAUUUCGGGACCAUCCAAUAGAUUCUGCUUCGACACGGCUGAAGACCAGGAACAACUUGGGCUUCCGAUUUCGAAAACCCCAGCAGGUACUUUCAAACUUCAUGGUGGACAUCUUCACGGUGUGGCAAAGGAUGACACCUACGCAAUUGUGCCCACCGAAGCUACUACUGUUGACCCAGCCUAUCAAAUUGCCGAGGCAACAGUUAUCGAUGUGAGAGAAAGAGAUGCGAUACUGCAUUUGACUUGGAGUGGUGCCCAUAGUACGCUACCAAACCGAGGAGCUCAUGCCAUUCUAACUCGUCGAACACUGCCAAAGUCUCCUGUCAUCGUACAAGGGAGCAACCAAUUCUUUCAGAACCUCUCAGAGGCUAUUGGCCGAUCAAGCCAUUUGUGUGUCGGAUACGAUUUCCCUACACGACUGGCUUUUGUACGGCAGGAUGGUGAUUCCAUCAUCUUAGAGGAUGACAGACAGCAAGUAGUUCGACGAACUGAAAACCCCUCAGUGACCGAGUUCAUACGUAUCCUUGAAGGCCUUUCCAAAGGAAAGAAAUUACUAAGUCUGCAAGGAGCGCCUGCAUCUUCUUGGCCACUCUGCGACGUAUCGGUCACGUUUGGCCUUGUCAACGACAAUGGUGACAGAUUUCCUUUUCAAGGUCCUGGGGCACGCAUUGAAGAGGACCAAUCAGUCUAUUUUGAGCUGGUCAACAAUGGAAAUCGUAAAGUCUACGUUUCCAUCUUGGACAUAUGCUUAAAUCACAUAACAGUGGUCAACGAGGACGGAAACGAUAUCCCUGCGGGACAGACACUGGAAAUAGGCGAAACCGCCGACGGUGAACUCAAGGGGCUACAAGUAUCGUGGCCGGAUGAUGUACCAAGAGAUAGGAAUCAGUCCAUCAAGAUGACGGCAGCCUUAAUCAUGACAAGUUACAACAUAGACCUCAGCCACUUGGAAACUGGGUCCCCGUCAACCUUCAGAAGUAAAGGACCAGGAGCUGAUUUGAUCAGUAUGAUUGACCAGAUCUUGGGUGGAGGGGACAGGCCAAUGUCAAAGGUCAUGGCCAAGGUGAAGAAGGGCUCUCCUGGGUUUGGAAUGUGGACUCUGGAAUACGAAAUGGUACCUACGAAUGUGUGA
Molecule: messenger RNA, 1950 nt
Organism: Fusarium pseudograminearum CS3096
Lineage: Eukaryota; Fungi; Ascomycota; Sordariomycetes; Hypocreales; Nectriaceae
Exons: 1
Coding region: 1-1950 (649 amino acids)
Biological process (GO): proteolysis
Molecular function (GO): cysteine-type endopeptidase activity
Source: RefSeq, a predicted model, not a curated record